Molecule: messenger RNA, 1033 nt
Organism: Gossypium arboreum
Lineage: Eukaryota; Viridiplantae; Streptophyta; Magnoliopsida; Malvales; Malvaceae
Product: nudix hydrolase 4
Exons: 4
Coding region: 109-726 (205 amino acids)
Cellular component (GO): nucleus; cytoplasm
Molecular function (GO): pyrophosphatase activity
Source: RefSeq, a predicted model, not a curated record
UUUAGUUGAAGGGUGUGAUGUAUAUAAUCAGCACAAUCCCAAAGCAUUUGGAAAAAAAAUAUUUCCCCAAAUUUUUUUCAAUUAUUUUGUCACUAAAAUUCUAACAAAAUGGGGGGAAUCUCUGGAUUUCUCACAAAUUUUUCCCCAUUUACCAAUCUUUUCGAAUCAAUCCUUGAAAAAAUCCCUGUCAAAUUACCAAUCCCUCUUGAGAAAAUGGUUUCUUAUGUUUCUUAUCCUCGUACUGGUAGGCAUUUGCAACGCUAUGAUAACAGAGGCUUUCGUUUAGUUGUUGGGUGUAUACCAUACAGAUACAAGAAACUUGAAGAGGCAAGUUCAAAUGAAGAAGAGAUUGAAGUGCUUGUGAUCAGUGCACAAAAUGGUAAAGGCAUGUUGUUCCCCAAAGGUGGAUGGGAAAAUGAUGAAUCCAUGGAAGAUGCUGCCAUCCGUGAGACACUUGAAGAAGCUGGUGUCCUUGGCAUUAUUGAAUGCAAAUUAGGGAAAUGGUCGUACAAAAGCAAGAGGCAAAGUAUCUUCCAUGAAGGCCAUAUGUUUCCUUUGCUUGUGAAGAAAGAAUUAGAUCCAUGGCCUGAGAAAAACAUCCGAGAAAGGAAAUGGGUAACCAUCUCCAAAGCUAGAGAAGAAUGCCCACAUUUGUGGAUGAAAGAAGCUUUAGAAGAGUUAGUCCGCCGCCAUAUGCAGCCGCCAACGGAUGAGAAAGUAAAUUGAAAGAACUUGCAAAGUGAAGGGGGAAAAAACAAUUUAUAGCAAUCAUGGGAUUCGUUUAGUGUAAAUUCUAAGUACUUGGUCCACCAUUUUUUGGGUUCUUUCUAUUGGUGCCACAAGUAAGAAGAAAAAUAAAGUUGAAGAACGAUGCAUAAAUGCAUUUGAAGAUUGUAGGCAAAAGAAUCUCGUAUGUACAAAUAUCUUUUGAUUUUUCAAAAUAUUCUUUUGUGUAUGUAAAAUAUAUAUUCAUUCUUUGUACAAAAUUAAUCCCGAUAAUGAUUUUUCAUUUAUUUAUUGUAUAAUUAUAAAA